UUCGACCGAAAAGCGAUGGGGGCACUGUUAAUUCCAGCCACGGAUCGAGUUCGCCUGCAACAACACGGACAACAGUCGACCCAAAGCUGGGGAGGAAUUACGAACUAUCAGAUCUCAGACUAAUGCGAGAAGUAGUUCUCUAGACAUAACAAAAAAUUCGCCACCAAGGCCGAGCCUAAUAAUAGGCCAAACCUCUCCGUUUCCAAUGGGACCUUGCCGUCCUCUUCUUUACCUGCCCGUCGGUUUGUCAGUCAGUCAAUCAGUCAGUCAGCUAUGUUGUAAUUCUGGCUAACUUGCUUGACACGUUACCUACUCUAAUUAAUACGCAUAGCUUUCUGACAUCAUAUGCUGUUUGUCGAACGGAGACCAUCGGUUAUCUCUGGAGUCUCUUGAGCUUCAUGAGGAACACCACGCCUUAAGCCCACCCAUUGCUGUUACCUUUACUCUCACCCGCACACCUGCACACCCGCACACCCACUCACCAGCUUUUGGCCACCAAACGCACAUCCUCGCCAAUCGAGUGGCCAGGAUGGCCCCGCCCCCCGCCCACUCGUCGCAAGUGGAAGUGGUGGAUCUAGAUUCCACGAUCGAGAGUGAGGAAUACGAGAAGGAGGAGCAAGAGAACCACCCUGAGAGAUUCGCACCCGUUCGUCCCGGGGGUCAGAAAUUGGAUCGCACGAUUGAGUUGAGUAGUAGCGAUGACGAAGACCACGAGGUCAAGGACAAUAUGAAGGCCGAAGAACGAAUCCAUGGGCCAGAGCUAGGCAUCAACGGUAGCCGGACCCUCGAUUCGUCUACUUCUGACUCCGGGACCAACCCGAACCAGUCCACCCGCUUGGCAGCGGACUCCAGUGGCGCCUUGGAUCACGCCAACAGCAGCCCAAAUCAGACGGCCUUCAUGACCCCUUGCCAAACCCCAGCCCAACUUCAGUCCCAUUCUGACGUGGUGUCCGGUGCCCGGGUUGACCUAGUGCCUUGGCAAACCUCCACCCCCUUUGGCGGUCCAGUCAAGUCUGGUACGGGUGGUGUAAGCGCCGCCACCGCCUUUACGCCCUCGGCGUCCUCUUUCCAUUUUGUCAAGGAUCCGGGCCACGCCAAUCCGUUCCAAACGAUGGAUGAGAUUCGCGACGAGUUCCAUCAGACCGACCCUACCCUUCCAGACCCUUCCGACGAAGGCGAUGAUGAAGCGGAAGAAGAUUCGGCCAUCGCCUCGGCCGGCCUCGACCUCCAUUCUCCGCUCAAACGACCGCCCGCCUUACGACCCCACGAUAGCUCGUCCUCGGGUGAAUACACGGACGAGGACCGACCCGGCUCAGACCUACUGAUCUCGCCUCCUUCGGGCGCGCUUGGCUCGGGUUCGCCCCUCUUGGUCCAUCACCGCCGGCAACCCACGCCGAAGAAAAGGAAACUGGCCGACUUGGACCUGCCGGAAACGUGCACGGUUCUACACAUGCCCGAUGGCGCGGGUUCCGUCUAUCUCGUCGGAACGGCUCAUUUCUCGGAACAAAGCCAAGAGGACGUGGCGCGUGUCAUUCGUCAAGUCCAGCCUGAUGUGGUCAUGUUGGAACUCUGCAAGACCCGGUCAUCCAUGCUUCACAUGGACGAAGCCCGAAUCCUAGCUGAAUCCGCGUCCAUGACCCCGGCCAAAAUGCGCACACUCAUUCGAGAGAAGGGCUUGGCCAGUGGGAUGUUGUACAUCUUGAUGUUGAGCCUAUCGGCCAAGCUCACCCGCGAAUUGGGCAUGAUCCCGGGUGGCGAGUUCCGACGCGCUUUCAACGAGGCCCGAAAGAUACCCGGCUGUAUGAUUCACUUGGGUGAUCGACCCAUCGACAUCACCAUGAAGCGAGCCAUGGGAUCGCUUACCUUGUGGCAGAAGAUCCGAUUUUCGCUCAAUGUCCUAUUCUCGAGUGAGACCGUGACCAAAGAAGAUGUCGAGAAAUGCAAACAAAAGGACCUUUUGGCCACGAUUAUGGUCGAACUGGCAGGCGAAUAUCCCGAGUUGUCCAAUGUGAUCUUGAAUGAACGCGACCUGUUCUUGGCAUUUUCUCUCCGUACCGCCGUUCAAAGCCGGCGCAUCAUCAUGGAGAACCAAAUGGCGCACAAUCAACAAGCUUCCCACCCCGUGGUGGUUGGGGUGGUGGGCAUUGGGCAUGUGGCCGGGAUUCAAGCCAAUUUUGAGACCGUCUCUGCCGAAGACAUAUCUCGAUUGGUUCAACUCCCAGUGCCCACCUUUGCCCAAAUCGCCCUGAGUAAAACACUUCGGUUCGGAUUCUAUUUGAGCUUAACCUAUGGUGGAUAUCGGCUCCUGAGAGGACCCAUCUGCAAAUUUCUGACACAUUGACCCAAAAUGAACUUGUGAUUGACUUGAGAGCGUGGGCUGCCACAUUCAUUCUCCCUAAAGUAUUUUCUUCCAAAGCUCUUGUGUUUUGGGGCUUGAUUUGAAAGAAAAAUGAAUACAACUUAUUUUCUAUCUCUGAA
Molecule: messenger RNA, 2478 nt
Organism: Tigriopus californicus
Lineage: Eukaryota; Metazoa; Arthropoda; Copepoda; Harpacticoida; Harpacticidae
Exons: 2
Coding region: 530-2341 (603 amino acids)
Source: RefSeq, a predicted model, not a curated record